Messenger RNA from Telopea speciosissima, 1276 nucleotides. Its product is annotated as secretory carrier-associated membrane protein 1-like. The coding region runs from base 95 to 1027 and encodes 310 amino acids. Gene Ontology annotation, cellular component: recycling endosome membrane; trans-Golgi network membrane. The transcript is spliced from 13 exons. NCBI's taxonomy places the organism in Eukaryota, Viridiplantae, Streptophyta, Magnoliopsida, Proteales, Proteaceae. The record is from RefSeq and is a predicted model, not a curated record. Gene Ontology annotation, biological process: protein transport.
AAAUCCGGUCCUCUAACCGCUUCUCUCCCAAGUUGAAUCUUCUGAUCAUCGAUUUUAUUCGUAUAAGGGAUUGAUUUUCUAGUGAUUCGGUCUCAUGGCCGGCCGUUUCGAUAGUAAUCCCUUCGACGAGGAAGAAGUCAAUCCGUUCGCGGAUCCAGCUGUUAGGGGAAAGUCAUCAGGACAGUCAAACUACAGCGGAGGUGCAUUUUAUACAACAAAUCCUGGAAGUGUUCCUCCUGCCACAAACUCAAGGCUUUCACCUCUUCCUCCUGAGCCUGCAGAUUUUAACUAUGAUCGUGGUGCUACAAUUGAUAUUCCUCUUGAUUCAGGAAAAGAUUUGAAAAAGAAGGAGAAGGAGCUUCAAGCUAAGGAGUCCGAAUUGAAGAAGAGAGAACAGGAACUGAAAAGGAGGGAAGAUGCUGCAGCACGAGCUGGUAUUGUCUUAGAGGAGAAAAAUUGGCCUCCAUUUUUCCCCAUUAUUCACCAUGAUAUUGCAAAUGAAAUACCAAUCCACCUGCAAAGGAUACAAUAUGUUGCUUUCAUGACAUUGUUAGGUUUGUCAGCUUGCCUGUUGUGGAAUAUUGUAGCAGUUACCACAGCAUGGAUCAAGGGAGAAGGUGUGACUAUCUGGUUUCUUGCCAUUAUAUACUUUAUAUCAGGAGUGCCAGGAGCCUAUGUGCUGUGGUACCGUCCUCUUUAUCGUGCUAUGAGGAAUGAAAGUGCGUUGAAGUUUGGGUGGUUUUUCCUAUUUUACAUGCUUCACAUCGUAUUCUGCAUAUUUUCUGCAGUUGCUCCUCCUAUCGUUUUUAAGGGGGAUUCUCUCACUGGUAUCUUGCCAGCGAUUUCUCUUAUCGGCAGCAAUGUUUUGGUUGGGAUUUUCUAUUUCAUUGGUUUCGGAUUGUUCUGCCUCGAGUCAGUUAUCAGUAUUUGGGUUAUUCAGCAAGUAUACAUGUAUUUUCGAGGUAGUGGCAAGGCUGCACAGAUGAAGCAGGAGGCUGCAAGAGGAGCCAUGAGGGCAGCGCUAUGACGUGGCAGCAAUGUAAUGAAAAAUGAUACAGAUGUUACGAAAGACUGACGUUGGAUGUGGCCAACAAUUCAGAGCAGUUGGGGAAAUUUGUUGCUUUAUCUGGGCAUUUUUACUCUUGUUGAUGUUUGUUUGUCGGGGUAUAUUAUCAGAAGAUGACUUGAUGUACAAGAAGAGGUAGGUCGAAGCAUGUUAAAAAGCAGACUUAGUGUGUGAUCUUGUAUUAGAGAGGGUGCGGCUUCAUUGAACUCA